AAGCAACCGGAAGUAGAGCUGCCCCUACUUGCGGAGGUACCUCAUCUGGUUUGGUAAAUUCUCCCUUCUUCUCUUCCUCCCGUCGGAAACCUGGCUGCAGCUGGCCUAAGAGGCUCCGAUUGAGGAGGAGGGGAUAGUGCUCACAAGUCUGGGCAGGUGGUCCACAAAAUAUGAGGGGCUGGGGACACCCCUCUCUGCUGCUGCUAUACCUGGGGUUGACCACCUGCCUGGACACCUCACCCAGUGGGGAGCAAGACCAAGAAGUCUUCUUGGACUCCCCCAAGGCCCAGAGCUUCCUGGGCAGCCACAGACGAAUUCGUCGAGCCAAUCACUGGGACUUGGAGAUAUUCACGCCAGGAAACCUGGAACGAGAGUGUAUAGAGGAGAAGUGUUCCUGGGAAGAGGCUCGGGAGUUCUUUGAGGACAAUACUAAGACGGAGCGCUUCUGGGAGACAUAUAUCUACAAUGGCAAAGCAGGGCGUGGACGAGUGGAUGUAGCAGGCCUGGUUGUGGGGCUGACAUCUGGCAUCCUGCUCAUUGUGCUGGCCGGCCUGGGAGCCUUUUGGUAUCUACAUUGGCGACGUGGCCGAGGCCGAGGCCGAGGCCAGCAAGUCAGUCUUCAAGAGCCCGAGCUCAUCAGCCCUAUGAGUCCCCUGAACUCUCCAGGUCCGCCAAUGCCCCUGUCACCACCCCAACCCCCAGGCCUCCCCACCUACGAACAGGCUUUAGUGGCCUCUGGGGUGCACGACGCACCUCCACCCCCCUACACCAGUCUCCGGAGGCCUCGCUGAAGAGCUACUUCGGAGCCGGGGUUCCCCGAACCGUGCCCCAGAUUCACACCGGAUUCCGGAAGCCCCCAAGCCUCUUAAACUG
Molossus molossus (Pallas's mastiff bat) is the source of this 873-nucleotide messenger RNA. It is a transcript of the gene PRRG2, whose product is annotated as proline rich and Gla domain 2. The record is from RefSeq and is a predicted model, not a curated record. Gene Ontology annotation, cellular component: extracellular region. Gene Ontology annotation, molecular function: calcium ion binding. NCBI's taxonomy places the organism in Eukaryota, Metazoa, Chordata, Mammalia, Chiroptera, Molossidae. The transcript is spliced from 8 exons. The coding region runs from base 171 to 791 and encodes 206 amino acids.